Molecule: messenger RNA, 540 nt
Organism: Periconia digitata
Lineage: Eukaryota; Fungi; Ascomycota; Dothideomycetes; Pleosporales; Periconiaceae
Source: the annotation of a GenBank genome assembly
GCCAAUCCCAUAGGUAGCUACACUGUAUACCACCACUCACUCAGCUGCCAGACAGAAGCUUCUUCCAUCACACCACUUUCAUCGUUCGCAAACAUUUAUAUCAACUCCCCUCGAGUCAAUCCAAUUGCAGCUUCUCUAACUUCACUGUCACUCCAAGAGAAACUCCAAUCCAUUUCCAUCAUGUUCCGCACAUCUCUCGUCAAGGCCGCUCGCCCUUCUCAGCGCCUCUUCUCCACCUCGAUGCGCGUCAUGGCUGCCGGCGACACCGGUGCCGUGCGUCCUGGAGGCGUUCGUUCUGGCGAUGCCUUCACCAAGCGCGAGCAGGCCAGCGAGGAGCUCUACAUCAGGGAAGAAGAGAAGAUAAAGUACGAGAACCCAACUUCCCACCCACCUUAUUCCAUUCAGAGAGGGGGUGGGCCAAAAACACAGCCUACUACAAGAACAAAUAGCUGACUCUAUUCGCUUUGUGUCCAGGCUCCUCGCCAUCAGGGAGAAGCUCAAGCAGCAACAGCAACACAUUGACGAGCUCACCAAGCACAU